CACAGGCUAGUCACGUGACCAAGCUUCCACCUUCAGCACCCUGUUCCGCUCUACUGCUGCUCCGUGCAUUGGUAGGAAGUGAACAGAUUACGUUUAGUAGUUACCAAAGGAUAUAUUAUGCAGUUAUCAAAAGUAUAACUCAAGAAAAACAACAGGAAGAACAAAUAUUUGGCCAAAGGCAGAAGGACAAAGAUGGAAAUACAGAGAGAAGAUUCUUUCUUCUUGGAGAGGAGACAGAAGGCAGUUGAAGCCACUGGAGAAAGUCUUAGUCGGCCUAUACCUCUUCCUGAACUUCGCUUGGUUUUACUAGGCCGUAAAGGUGCUGGGAAGAGCUCUGCUGGAAAUACCAUUUUAGGCCCGGCUGGGGGGUUUGAGACAGGUAAACCAACUGAGGAGUGUGUGAAGAGACGUGCCGAUGUAGCAGGAAAGCGUGUUACAGUUGUGGACACCCCUGGUUGGGAAUGGUACUACCCGGUUAAUGGUACUCCUGGCUGGGUAAGGAGAGAGACAAUGCGAAGUAUGUCCUUGUGCCCACCAGGCCCCCAUGCUGUCCUUCUAGUGGUACGAUCCUGUACCUCAGUGACAGCAGACUACCAUCAGCAGAUUGAAGAGCACCUAGAGCUUUUGGGCAAAGCAGUGUGGGAUCACACGAUGGUGCUGUUCACACGAGGGGACGAAUUGGGCUCCAUUCCUAUUGAACAGAGGAUUCAAAAUGGGGGCAAGUCCUUCCAGAGGCUUCUGGAAAGGUGUGGAAACAGAUUCCAUGUUUUCGAGAACAAACGGCGUGUUGAUGACAGAACUCAGGUGAAGGAACUAAUGAGGAAGAUGGAAAAGCUGGUUGAGGAGAGACAGGGCAGAUAUUAUGAGCCAGAUCGUCUUCUUAUUGAGCUUGAGGUGGAGGGCAAAAGGAGGGCACGAGAGAGGAGGAAGAAACAGAGGCUGAUGGAGGCUCAGACGCAGAAAGGAACCAUCAGAUCUGUGCUAACAAAUGAUAAUCUUCAAGUUGAAGACUUGGACGAAAGGAAUCUCUUCUCUAGAGGUUCACGGCGUCUUCCAGAGCUGAGACUUGUUCUACUUGGAGAGCGGGAGACAGGGAAAAGUUCUGCUGGGAAUGCCAUCCUCGGAGGAUCAGGAUACUUUAAAAUUGGAGAUGCUACAGAGGAAUGUUUACGACAUCAGGCGGAGGUUUCAAACAGACUGGUCACGGUGGUGGAUGUGCCUGGAUGGGAGGGUGGACCAGAGGGAAUAACUCCAGAAAGAGUGAAGCGAGAAAUCGGAAUGAGUGUGACACUGUGUCCUCCAGGACCUCAUGCUAUUCUUCUGACGCUGAGAGUGGAUGCGCUCGUCCAAGCUCCAGCAGUCCGAGAGCAUCUGGAGCUUCUAGGGGAGACAGUUUGGAGACAUACAAUUCUUCUCUUCACAAGAGGUGAUCAGCUUCGAGAGGGAGUCACUAUUGAGCAGCAUAUUCAAGGAGGAGGCAAAGAUCUCCACUGGCUGAUGGAAAGAUGUUCAAAUAGGUUCCACGUCAUCAGCAGCAACUCUUGUUUGAAAGGUUGGAAUUCCUCAGCACAGAUAACUGGACUUCUUGAGAAGAUUGAGAAAAUGGUAGCAGGAAAUUGGUGCGAGGCCUUCUCGCCACUAGUGCAUGAGAUUCAGGAGUUAGGAAAACAAAAGAAUGAGAAAUUCCAACUUAAGUUUAAGGAGUUUAAUGAGAAGAUUCAACGGCAGGAAGAAGAACUAAAGAAAAUGAAGGAAAGAGAGGUGAGGAGCAUUAGGUGGUUUUUCGAAAGACGAAAAAAAGACAAAGUGUAUUCCCCUGGGAAGACAGAAAGGGAGGAGGCGCCAUACAAGGGUGAAGAUGACAGGAAGAGCAUGAUGGGCGAAUUGGAGGAGAGGAUGGCAUGGUUGACGGAAGACAGGGAGAGGGAGAUACAAGAGCUGACCACAGAAAUAAGCAAAGUCAUGGCGGCUUUUAAACAGGGACUUCGAGAAAAAGAGCAACUGGUAAUGCGAUUAGAGGAAAGAGACAGAGAGGGGGAAGAACUUAAAGAAAAAGUGGAUGAACUUCAAAUAAAACUGCUGGAAGUGGAACGAAUGGGUGUAGAGAAAGAGCAAGAACGAAAGGAGAGAGAGGAAGAAUUGCAACGAGUACACCAGGAUGAGAUAAAUAAAUUGAGAAACAAACUGGUUGAUGCAGAAAAUGAGAAAGAUAUGCUAAAAAAAAAAGCUGAAGAAACACAGAAAGAGAUGGAUGCAUCACAACGCAAGUAUGAAGAACACAUCGAACAGAACAAGAAAGAUACAGAGAGCAAACUGAAAGAAAAGGACAAUAAAAUAGAAAACAUUCUCACAGAAAUUCAGAAGGCUGAGAGCAGAGAAAGAGAACAAUGUGAAAGAUGGAGAGAAAGAGAUGAAAAGAGGGAGAAAGAGAUGGACAAACUGAGUGAAGUGAUAGAGAUGAUGACACAAGAGAUGGAAGAGCUACGGAUAUCAUUCCAAGAGCAAGUAAAAAUCACGGACACGGAGAGAGAAAUGCAUGGAGAUGUUGUGGAGAAAUACAACACACUCUUAGAUAAACUUGUAGGGAAAGAUGAAGAAAUAGUUGCCCUGCGUCAGGAGCAUGAGCAAACAAGAAGAGAUAAAAAGAAAGAGCUGCAUCGAAAUGUUGAAACACAAGAGAAACUGCAGGAGAAAGAAGAAGAAAUAGCCAAGUUAAGACAAAGAGACUUGGAGAAAGACAGAGAACUUGACACACUGAGAAAAAACAUAGAAAAGUUGAAAGAUAGUAUUGAGGAAAAUAUUGAAAAAAGUGCAGCUCAAAUGAAACAUUCAGAGAAAGAAUCAAAAAGAAAAGAAGAGGAAAUAGUCAAAUUAAAACAAACAGACCAGGAGAAAGACAGAGAAAUUGACACACUCCAGCAAAAGAUUUGCGAAAAACAGAAAGACAUAGAAAAGUUAAAAGAGAGCAUUCAGUCAAUUAUUGAGGAAAGUGCAGCUCAACUGAAACAGUUACAGGAUGAAUUCAAGGUAAAAGAAAAGGAAAUAGUCAAAUUAAAACAAACAGACCUGGAAAAAGAGGAAGAAAUGAACACACUGAGGCAAAAUAUAAGUGAAAAACAGACAGAAAUACAAAAGUUCAGAGACAGCAUCCGGGCAAAUACUGAAGAAAGUGCAGCUCAAAUGAAAAAAAUAGAGGAUGAGCUGAUUAGAAAAGGAGAGGAAAUUACCAAAUUACGACAAAGUGACUUGAAGAAAAAUGCAGAAAUCGACACACUGCAGCAAAGCAUUAGCAAGAAUCAGAAAGAAAUUGAAAUGUUGAAAUGCAGUAUUCAGUCAAAUAUUGAAGAAAGUGCAGCACAACUAAAAAAAUUAAUGGAAGAAUUCAAUGUAAAAGAAGAGGAAAUAGCCAAAUUGAAGCAAACAGACCUAGACAAAGACAAAGAAAUGGACAUACUGAGGCAAAAUAUUAUUGUCAAACAUAUAGACAUAGAAAAGUUGAAAGACAGUAUUAAUUUAAAUACCAAAGAAAGUGCUUCUCAACUGAAACUUUUGCUGGAAGAAGUGAAAACCAAAGAAGUGGAAAUAACCAAACUAAAAGAAAGAGAUCUGGAGAAAGACAAAGAAAUGGACACACUGAGGCAAAUUAUCAACAAUAAACACAGAGGCUUGGAAAAGUUAAGAGAAAGCAUUCAGGAAAAUACUGAAGAAAGUGCAGCACAAUUGAAACAUUUAGAGGAAGAGUUUGAAAUAAAAAUUGAGGAUUAUAAAAGAAAGAAUCAGAUGAUGUCAGAGGAGAUGGAAAGACUAAAAAAUCAGCAUGAGGAAAGAAUCAGACAUGUAGAAAAGGAAAAUAGACUGGCAAUUGAAAUGAAAGAGAACACCAUAAAUCAGUUACAGCGCCAACUUGGAGACAAUGAAAGAAGUUUGGAAGAGCUAAGACAGCAAUACAAGGAAGACCAAGAAAGAAUUGACAUAUUGCAAAGCAUGAAUGCAGAACUGGCAAAAGAAUUAGAAGAGCUGAAGUUUAAGUGUGAGGGUUUUGAGAGAGAUCUGCAAGCUCACAGAGAAGCAGAGGAAAGAAGAGAGACCGAAAUUAAAGAGAUAUUUGUCCGCUAUGAGAUGCAAAAAACCAAAGACGCUCAGACUCUGAAGCAAAUGAAAGGGCAAGAACAAGAGAUAGAUCAGCUUAAACAGGUGCUGGAGGAAUUAAAAGAGAAGCAGAAUGAGAAGGAGACUGAGAUGAAAGAGAUGAAGGCAUAUUAUGAUGAGAGAUUGAUCGAGAGAAAAGAACUUGAGAUUCAAGAAUCAGAGAGAGAACAGGAACUUCACAGAAGAGAGAGGGAGGUAGAAAAAAGAGAAGAGAAUUUAGCAGAUCAGUUGAAGGAACUAGAACAAAACAAACUCGAUUUGGUAACAAGACAGGAUGAAAUUAAUAAUUUAGAGCGAGAGAUUAGGGACAUGCAGAAAAAUCUUGAAAUUGAGUGUCAAAACAACAAAUGUUUGGCUGCAGAUGUGGAAAGAAUGAGAGAAGAGAUCGAGAAACGACAGCAAGAAAUUAUGGAUAGGGAGGAAAAUAUAAAAGUAAAAGAGCAACAGAUAAAAAGUGAAAGGGAAGAGCUAGAGGAAACUGAGAAAGUAUUGGAGAGCAAGCAAAAGGAAAUGAGAGAUUCGACUGAAAAACAGGAGAAAAAUUGGGAAAACCUUAGACAACAGCUGAAGAGGAGAGAAGAAGAACUUCAAGAAACUGAGGAGAAUUUUGCGAAAGAACAACAUAUUCUUAAAGAAGAAGAAAAUUCUUUGAAAGUGCUGAGAGAGAAUCUGGAAAAGAGAGAAAAUGAACUUCAAAAACGAGAACAGAUGUUGGAAGUAAUGAUCCAAGAGCUAUCAAACAACUCAAAGGAACUUGACAACAACAAACAGGAUGUAGAAAAAUGGCAAGCUGAAUUGAGUAAUAAGGAAUAUGAUCUUCUACAAAGAAAAGAUGGAUUACAGAAUAAGGAGGAAGAACUUGUUCAGAGAGAGAAGGACCUUGAACUCAAAGACAAAAUGCUCAUGGAGCUAAAUCAAGAUGUGAAAAAACGAGAGCAAAAAUUAAUUGAGCUCGAAUGCAUUAAAGAAGUGUUAGGAAAAAGGGAGCAAAAACUGAUCAAAAGUGAAGAGGCACUUUCUCAGAGAGAGCAGAAGCUGAAGAGUAAAGAAAUAUACUUGGAGAAAAGACAGCAAGUCAUGCAAAAUAGGGAAGAACAGUUGCAACAGGAGAAACAACAGAAUGAAGACAUGUUUAACGGCCUCAAGAAACAACAGGACGUUUUGAAAGACAGAGAACUUGCUUUAGAUACCAGAGAAACAGAGUUACGCCACUUAGAAACUGAGCUCAAAAUCCAAGAUAAUAACAUGACAGAUAAAGAUAAAUUCCUGCAAACCCGAGAACUAGAUGUGAAGAAAAACGAAACUGAUUUUGAGACAAAAACGCAAAUGCUAGAAGUCCUAAAAAUAACUUUAGAGGUGAAAGAAAAAGAGCUGGAGGAAUGUAAAAACCAACUGGAGAGCAGAAUACAGGACUUAAAUAAUGAACAAGACAAUCUGAAAAACAAGCGAGAAGAGCUUGAAAAAUGGGAGAAAUAUCUGUAUAACACAGAGCUCAAACUGGUAAACAAAGUGCCUUUCUCAAAGUAUCAACAAUGGAAAAGCAAUGCUGAAUUUAAUGGGAAACAAGCAGAAACAGAACACAUCCAUAAAAUGUACCAGGAAGUUGGAGUAGAUGGUAGCAUUUGUGAGAGCGAUGCAAGAGAGAAAAAGCAUAACGGAAUUGGAAAAGAAAGGAACGAUGAACAGAAAAUGGAGUUGAUUUCUUCCUCUGCAAAUAACAGACUCGUAAAGGCUUAUAAUGGUAAAGGGACACUGGAAGUCAAGUAUCAACAGAAAGAUGCUGAAAUCUAUGCAGAAAAAGAGCUGGGUGGCAUUUCUGAUGUGGAAAGUGAGGAAGACUUCUUUGACUCUUCAAGCCAUGGUUUUCAAACAACCCAAGGCAUAGACUUCCCCAUCUCGGAGUUAAGACUGAUGCUUCUGGGGGACACUUGGUCUUCACGUUGCUUAGCUAGACACAUUUUAUUGGGGCCUGAUGCAGACGGAAGCAACCCUUGGAGGGGAGAUAUAUCUGGCAGGCACCUUACUCUCGUGGAGCCUCAAGGUUUGAAAUGGCGAUCUGGAACUGAUAGCAAAGACAUGUUAAAAAUACAUAUCCCUCAUAGUGUGUCCCUAUGCCAGCCAGGACCACAUGCCUUCAUCUUGUUAAUACCUGCUUAUGUAUCCUUCACUGGUCAGUACAGGUGUGCAGUGGAACGUACCAUGUCUGUGCUAGGAGAGGGCGCAUGGAAGCAUACUAUUGUCCUGCUCACCUGGGGGGAGACGCUAGGAGAAAGUGGCCAGCAACAUGUCAAGAGAAAUGGGGACCUGGAAUGGCUGGUUAGAAAGUGUGGGAAGAGAUGUUAUGUGUUUGACAACAGACAUCGGGAAUCUCACGUGACAACGUUGCUGGAGAGGGUUGAGGAAAUGGUGGUAGGAAACAAUGGACAUUACUACAAAAUGGAUUAAAAGAGUUUAAAAAAGCUAAACUGAGCUUGACUGUGAAUAUUUAAAUAUGUUUUUUCAUUGUGACAAUAAACACAGUUGAUUUUUUGGUAA
Molecule: messenger RNA, 6684 nt
Organism: Myxocyprinus asiaticus (Chinese sucker)
Lineage: Eukaryota; Metazoa; Chordata; Actinopteri; Cypriniformes; Catostomidae
Product: trichohyalin
Exons: 3
Coding region: 193-6594 (2133 amino acids)
Molecular function (GO): GTP binding
Source: RefSeq, a predicted model, not a curated record